AUGGCGGGUUACCACCACGAAGUGGCUGCGGUUUCGCAAAAGAUCGCCACAAAGCUGGGCACAGCAGACGACAGGAGCAGCGUGGAGCAUCAGACGCUGCAGGCACUCAGCCGGACCCUCGUGGAAGCAUGUCGUCAGCAUGGCAUGGACGUGACGCCAUCAGUGAAAGGCGGGAAGCUGGGGUUUCAGGGCCUUGAGGACUUUCUGAACUUGUCGCGAAUGGGAACUGACCACUAUGAUCGCGACAAGCUGGUUACUGACCUGUACUUCGCCUUCCUGUUCGCCCAAGAUGUCGCUCAAGGUAACACUCAGCGCAUUGAAGCAGCGAAUAACGAAGCAGUGGAGAGGCUUAUAUCAGGACCGUCUCGAGACUGCCUGUCACCCGUAUCCCCCCUGAGCCCAGCAUCCAGUGGGGGAGAACCUUCGCCUGGCAAAACCGUUGGAGGGUUCUCCUCCGGCUGCGUCCGUGCUGCUUCUGGCAACGACCUCCCUGCUUACGCUCGUCCAGACGCUCUCAAACUGCCCCAGGCCGCCUCGACAUCGAAGUCUUUUUUUCCGACCACCACUACCAGCAGCAGCAGCAGCAAUGGGGGGAAAUGGGGUUCGUCACUUUCUUCUGUUAGCAGGCAGGGAGGGAACAAGCCAGCACCUCUUAUGGGCGUUGGAGCAGAAGAUGAUAAGACGUCGGGUGGGCGGCUGGUGCUCAAGCGGCUGGCAUUCUGCAUGGCAAGGGCAGCAGCAGAGGCAGAGGCGCGCAGGCAGAGAGGGUUGCUGGACGCACAGGAGGUGCUGAGGAGAGAGCAGGAGAAGGCCAGCCGAGCAGCGGCCAUGGCUGGUGGCGGAGCAAGUGGGGGGGUGUGGGCGCCCCUCCUGCUGCCAGAGCUGCCGCGGUGUCUAACUGGAAGGGAGGCAGCUGCAGUGCUGUGCCUGGGGAUGCUUCGGUUGUGGCGUAUGGUGGGGGGAUUGGGGGAUUUGCUGGAGGAGUGGGUGGGGGGGCAGGCAGUUAUGGGGGGUCUGUAG
Closterium sp. Naga37s-1 is the source of this 1020-nucleotide messenger RNA. NCBI's taxonomy places the organism in Eukaryota, Viridiplantae, Streptophyta, Zygnematophyceae, Desmidiales, Closteriaceae. The record is from the annotation of a GenBank genome assembly.